CUCGCGGAGCGUCGCGGGAAUUAAAUGAAAAGAAUACGCUGUCUUCCGCGUUUGGCCCACCGGGGACAACGAGGUACUCGGUAACGAUUAUGAAAGCGACACGACGCGACGCGAACUCGGCAAACAAAAAGGAAAAGGGGCAAGGUAAGAAUCAUCAGCAACUGAUGGCAAGGAUGAAGGUGAUUAGGAAAAUUGAAGAUGGAGGAUUCUGUGUGAGCGCGACAGUUGUAUUCACACGAAACGUAGAUAGGCUUUCCAAUUUAUUGAAACAGCCGAGAUGUUUUGCAGCUCACGGAUGUGUCAUUUUGUUCUGUGACAUUCUUCGAAUAUCUCUGCUCCCAUAGAAAUGAAAUGGUUCUAAGAAGAAAUGGUAUUUAAGAAGAAAUUUAAAACGACAAGGAUAAUAUUUUAUUCGGCAUAUGAAAAGUUGUUGGAUUCCAAAGUUGUAAGACAGAAACGGUAAAAAUGACCAUGUCCGUUGUUAGCGAAAAUCGCUAGCAAGAAGUUAAGAAGGAGACAAUCAAGAAUUUUUUCAUUCUGCGACUACCUUCGCCAGUAGCAGUUUUCUAAAAUUCUCGUUUGUACAAACUUGCUGAAACGUGCAAGGCACGACAGGCGUUUCAGGUGUGCACGGAAUCUGCUAGAAUCUGUCUGAAAACUUAGAAAAGCCGGUCAUGAAACGGGCUGCUGUAAAGUGGGAUAAAAAGUACAUGAAAACGUAGCCCGUGGUGGAGAAAGAGUUUUCAGGAUAUUUUCGUUGCAUGUGAAUCGCCACAGGAAUAAGGAGGAAACGUUUCGAAGCUGAUCAAUUAUUAAGCUCAAUUUUUGAAAGAAAGCUUCUUGCUUAUUACAAGAAAAUUUUAUGACUUUACAUUGAAAGCUAUUUGAAAAGUUUUAUGCAGUUGUUUUUAAUUAGGUUGCAGUAGGUUUAGAUCAUGAUUGACUCUACCACUAUUAAUUGAAGAUCAUGGUUCGUUUGCAAAUAGCUCCGUUCAAACACCUCAAAAAAAAAACUACUUCAUGCUUCACGAGAAAAGGUUCUCUCAACAUCCGCGACAUCCUAUUGAACUCAAACGUUUAUUUACCAUACCUGCACGAUCGUCAAACAAGAAACGUCAACAUUGACGUGCAGUAAAUACCGAGAGGAACAAACUACGGCCGACAUCAUUUAUUUCCUACCUGGAAAUAUUUCCUUCAGAUGUUUAGAAAACUUUUCUAACGCGGCGAUGCAUACUUUGAGGAGGUUCAGUCUAGCGAGAACUUUGAAAGGUGUCGACACGCUGUACAAAGGACAUACAUAGUCUCUCUCUCUGUAGUGAAGGAUAGCUAGGGUUGAAUUAAAUUUCGGUUAAAUUUGAAUGGAAUUAUUGAUAGAAAAAAUAUUUGGAUGUCUUUGGAAUUUAAGAACGUAAUUUUUCAUUGACCGACGUUUCAGAUUCUAUAUGUUGUAGUACAAUCUUCCCAUCUAAAUAAUAUAUUUAGUCAUCGUUCAUUUAAAAAUUAAUUUUCAUAAUCAAUAUUUCAACAUCCUUAAACUUUAAACUCAAUAUUUUAACCCACCCUAUACGGCACUCGAAAAAGUUUCCCCUGACUUUCUCACUUGUUCGAUAAUCGAUCAGGUUAUCUCGUGGAUAUACGAUAGAUGUACGAUAUAACUUAGGGGUUGGAAAAUUGAUUGACGAUGCGUAAAAGGAGAACGGCGAAGUCCGAUGCGUCGGGUAAAGGACGGAAGCAAAUCGACGAGGAUUCCUGGCGUGCCGAGUUAGAGGCGAUCUCGAUUAACGAGGACAGCUGGUGGUGUAUGGUGAUACUGAUGGUCGAGACGAUCGUCGAACACUCAAAGUGCGUGUCAAUUUUCAACGCGGCUGCUGAAGAUGGUAAACGAAAAGCAAUUUACUCUUUGAGCUACCGGCAAACCUUGGACGCUGUGAAAGUGUUUUCGAACCAGAGCCUGGAUAAAUGCCCAACGAUCCAGGGCGUUUGUCAUUACGCUAGCAAGAUUCUGAACGAGGACAACGGUGUACUGCCCUGUUGGCUGAUGGCACGAGUUAUCAAAUAUUUGAUAUACCGAGCCAAAGAAGAGAACAUUGGUGUGGUGAAAAAACUGGCUGAUCUGGAGCGUAAAAUAGAUGAAGAGUAUUUGAUCAUGCAGACUGUGGCUGAUUGGGGACAACCAAAAUCAAAGGGGUUUGACCCAGAGGUAUUCAACUUCAAGGCAAACACGAAACUGAGGAAACGCAACGAGGAAUGGCGGGAUACCGUUUACGUCGAUGAUGCUCCGUUAAACGGACCAAAUCUCUACGUGAUUCUCACAGGUUUUCAGAAUCCAGAUCUACCGGAACACUUGAUGGAGGUGGAUGUACCGACAACCUGCAUCCUCAGGAUUCUAAGACCGAACGAAAAACUGGAUCGAAGAGUGGAACAGGAACCAACCGAAUCUUCGACCACCAAGAAAUUACAAUUUCAUGAAGCGUAUUUCGUUGAGAAAGCCGAUUUGUUUAAUUUUUGGACAACAAUCGAGAAACGAUCGAUGGAUCCUAAAAACCAUCCACAUUUAUGUGACAUUGCGUUCUUAACCUUCUGUCCGCCAAAAGUUCCACAGGAAUUUGAUGAAGAUGAAUAUGAAACUAUGAAGAAGGAUAUGUACAACAAUGUAUCGUAUUUCGUGUAUGAUAUUUAUGAUCUUCAUCGACAGCACAGUAAUUACUUGAAAAGUAUGUACGUGGACAAGAGUAUUCUUAACGUUGUAGAAGAAAAAGUGGAUACGAAGGUUUAUGAGGCAUUUUUGGAUGAGAUACCUCCGGAAUGUGUUACUGUGCCGUUGGUAUUGCUGGCUAUGUUGAUGCAAAUUGAAGAAAAUGAGGGAAAACUAGAAGUUGAAAACUUUGUUAAUGAGAAAGGUGAUGCUAAUGUGUCUGAAACGACAGAAACCGAACCUGUCAUCCAAUCCUCCAUUACCCUAAUUCAACAAAAAUUAGAUUUCCUGAAUCUUAAAUUCGGUCUAAACGAGGUCUACAAUAAUGAGGAACCUGACAUCGAAUUAAUCCAUGGAGACUCAAUGAACGAAGUCGUUCGCCUUCUCCAUAACACCACAGCCAUAGCCAACAUAGUAAACAAUAUUUUAUCGAUCUUCUGGCACCCGAGUAUCGGCAUUUUUAAUUCGCAGCCAGAAAUUUCUGAGAAAAAACGUAAAGAGUACUCUCGUCACCUCGAUGAAACUAGAGGUUACUUCGAUGUUGAAAUUAGCAACGAAGAGAUCAAACACUAUUUGCAUAUUUUAUUGUUCGACAGAAUGAUAUUUGGACCACCUGUGUUUAACACCGAAAAACCCGUAUUGAAAAGUAUGAUGAAUUUACAAAGUUCAAUCUCCUCGUUGAAACGCAGCAAAUCGUCCUCCGAUCUGACCUUAAAAUCCACCGACAAAGUUCACAUUCAAAGCGAUGGGAAUAUUGAUUACGGUAAAAUCGUGCCAACUUUUGUCGAAUGUGCUUCUCUGUUCGAUCUGAUAGAUCCCCGUGAAUUGUUAGCACCCGGUUAUUUACAAAACAAUAUAUUUAAUAAAAGAAAAGAUGACAAGCGGAGUUUGAAAAAUUUCAACGACGUGGAAGUGUUGUCGAGGUGGUUUUUUCUGCAGCUUCUUUACGAAUGUCUUCAAACGUUCGAUCACACGGAGUCUCAGUAUUUUGAACCGACGGAUUCGUUGUUGCUGUAUUUCGGUAACAAGAGGAUAGUUAAUGGAGUGCACCAGGAGGAACGAAUUUGCAACAUUCGAACGCCAGUUCGUCUUCGCGACUUCAACGAGUACGUGGUAGCUGAAGAAAAGGAUUGGAUACGUCGCGAGGAAGAACUGUACAUAUUGCAGACGACCGAAUUGAUCGAAAGAUUAAUGAUGAAGAGAGCCGAGAUGUACGACGAGACGUUGCUGUUCCGCGACGAAGAUUUCAUUCUGCCUGGAUCCUUGAAGGCUAGGGAUCUUGCGAAACGGCGGGAUUUACUUCGACAAAAACGAACUCUGGAAACGGAAACCACUUCUGCUGAGGAGACGGUAGAAAGUUCAAAGAAGAAGAAAAAAACGGCUUCUAAGAAAAAGAAACGACAGGAUGAUAAAGCCACUACUGAAAAAGCUAGCUCGACGUCGAGUCCAGACCUAAGGUCCUUUUCAACAACGAAACAAAGCUUAUCGGUUCAUACAGUUGAAAAAGAAACAGACUAUGAGUUCGUAGGCUAUGAUCUUGGCAGAUUACGCGUACAAAUCAAGAAUACCAAGAAAACUUUUUCUUCAGCUGAUGGUACUUUGGUGCAAGUGGAAAUGGACGACUGGCUUUACAAAGACAAAGACAUACGGAUUACAGUUACUGUACACGAUUACAGUUUACGAUUAUUUCAGCGAAUUAAUAAUGGCAGUCGUGAAAGCAGCAAAAUGUUUCAUUUAACGACUGGAACUGGGAUUAUCCUUGCCUUUGAGAAAUUCUUGAUCCCAUCGCUGGAAGAAAGAAAUUCUCAGGACAGUUGGCAAAAUAUAAGCGUCAGUUUCAAAGCAUCAUGGCCGACUGGAUUACUGAUAGAACCAAUCAUCGGUACCGAACCCGAUAAUCCAUUUUAUAUUCGUCAAUGCUAUGGGACAUCGAAAAGAUACGGUAACAUCAAUGGCGUCCAUGAAGUUUGCAGAAAGUUUCUGAGAAAUGGAACCAUUUUGAAGUAUCUCGACGAUGGUAAAAUUAUUGUUCUUCGACCUAAUGGAGUCAUUGUAACUUGUACAUCCUUCGAAAAGCUUCCAUUUGACGAAUACGAAGACAAUAAAGAUGACACGAAUUUUCAAAAAGGUGACAGAUCAAGCAGAGAGAAGAAAGUUUUUAAAAUUAGAAGAAAGUCGUCGAGUUUGCCGAGGCCUCAAGCGGUUAAAGUGGUCGAAGGAACUCCUACACCGUUACAGCAGAGUUCAUCGACGGUGAAUCAAGAUCAUGACAGUAUCCUGUCAAUGGAUGAUACACCGGUCAAAGUGUUAGGGUACACGGUGCUGGAUCACGAUGGUGGAUGGUACGAGGUGGCCGACGACUUGGUCGUAAGCGUACACCAUCGAUUACUCGUGAGGACAGCCUCCGACUACGAGGUCAACGAGAAAUUCACACGUCGAGCUGACGGCACCAACAUGUUGCUGAAUUCUAAUGGGGAAUUGAUUGUCGAAUUCCCUGAUGGCACGCGUAUCACAACCGGAUAUACGAUAGAAAAGGAACCAGUGACGUGUGACUGGACCGAAGAAGAAAUUCUAGAAUAUUUUGUAUCUAAAGAAAGCCAGGAGCAAGGAACUCAAAACUACGGUGUAUCGUUUGCGAAUCUGAAGCACUUUGACGAGGCUACCUCAAGACACAGCUUCGAAUACGAGGAAGAUGUGACUGGGCUAUUGAUCGAGGAUGGCUUUGUCUCCGUUCAGUUGACAUGUCGCGUGGAACACAAGAACUAUGCCACGGUGUUCUACGAUCAGUCAACAGUUAGCUGUACUUUAUCGAUGCCAGACAAAGUUCGAGUCAGCAUAUCCGGAAGAGGUGAUUACGAAGUUUCGAUGGCCGAUGGAGUUGAUCUGAAGAUCAAAGAAGAUGGUGUAACGUUCAGAGGCAACUCGUGCGCCAUCUGUGGCAACCGAUCAACCUCCACCUACAACUUCUGCCUCUUCGAGUUUCCGGCCGUUAUAUUUUCCACUACAGACGUUUUUAAAAAUGUAUUCGAAGUGCUGGAUGACGGUAGGACGAGUUACCAUCGCAAAGAAACGUUAGAACGUCAGAAAUCGAAGUCAAACGUGGACCUUGUCGAAGGCAAAGUGACUUACCAGGACAGAGAAGAGACGGAGAACGAAGGAAACGAAUGCUUUGAGCAUUACUGCGAUCACGAGAGGCUCUGCUUCCGGCCCAAUGACAUUCGUUCCAGAAUAUUUUCGAUAAAUCGGAAUCUCACGGCUUACGAGUACCUUCAUCGAUCCGUAAGCAACCAGGCCGAAUUGGCAACCACCUUUGAUAACCAGACUAGCGCCAUCAUCUAUCCUAGUCCACACAGACCGAAACUUCGUCGACUUAUUAUGUUUGAACCGUUGAAACCUGAAUCACAAUCAAAGACCCUGCUAACAAUUCAGCAUUCUGGAUUGAAGCCAACAAACUUCGAUAGAAGAAAGAUGUUACGAAGCACAUACUCGAUUCCCUACGAUUGGCCCUUUCCGUUUGGCAAAAAUGGCGAUGGUAUUUGGGCAAAUACUCACGACCUUCCUUUAAUAAGUAACAUGGAACACAAUUUGCCAAAGUUAUUGAAAAUUCGAGUUUUAUACGGUUUCAAGGAACAAAAUGUGAAUGCGGUCGUUGAUCUCCAAAGGGCACUCGGACGCUAUUGGAUGUCGUUAGCCUCUGGUAGUCACGAACCGUCUAUCAAGAAGAUGUUAGAAAUGAAGAAGCUUGUACCAGAAAAAACAGUAUCGAUCUACGAUUAUUUGGAGAACAAUCUUCAGAAUUUAGCACUUGGUAUUAUUAAAACUAUAGACACUGUAACCUAUAAAAGUGGUUUAGAGAAACAUUGGAUGAGACCAAAAUCAGAACAUCCAAUGCGAUCAAGCAAAUUUGUCAGAUUAUUGAAAGAAACUGCGACGAAUAAAGAAGAAUUCGACUGGUACAGACGUUGCAUGAGGGAAGGAAUAGUUUUGCCAUAUUUCCAAAACAAAACUGGAACUUGUUUCCUUUGGAUAGAAGAAUGCAUGGUGAAUGCCGUGAACAUAUCACAAGCUAACAGACCGUCUAUCAAAAUGAAUAAAAAGUAGCAGAAUUUUAGAUCAUCCUCUUAUUCGACGUACUUCCGUCAGCUAAGUUUCCCUCAGGAUUAAAUUAACUCCAUCAAAGAGCCUCCAAGUUUUUGAACGUAGACGGCGAUCUGCUAACCAAAAGUUAAGAGAAUAUGAUAAACAACUCGGGAAAAUUGCUUGAACAUAUAAUUAGCUCGAUGUAUAAAGAAGACGUUUAAUACAAAACGAAAGGCCCCUUCUUCUGAAUCCAAUUGCUUGGAACGCCCUGUAUAAUCAUUUCACGAUAGAAACUCAAGUGUUCAUUAUCAGGAUGCGUCUAAUGUUCCGCGUAACUGAAUUAAAACUGUUAAACGAAGGAAACAAUUUUCCAGGGCGCUGUUCCAGGCACAAAACCCUGCUUUCCCGCGUCGGAGCAAGAACGUAUCAAGUCGAUAAUUGAAGAAGCUCACCGACUAUCAGCAUCUAGCGGUGAUAAAUUUUUUGCUUAGACCCUCGAGGCGUUGGUGACCAACUUUCAACGGUGACGAUGAUUGCUUUCGCCUUUUACGUUCUUAUAAAAACGAUUGUACAAAUAAACGAACACAAUCACAACAGCCCAACACAUAUAGCGUGGCACUAAAGCAAUUUAUUCGCUUCUGUCGUGAUGCGCGAUAUAAAAAUCAGCUUCCAUCGUGAUGAAAAUUCAUACUGGAGAUUGUGGGCAGCUCACCGCGAAACGAGAGAUCCCUUUUGUACCAGAAAUCCCAAGGCGUCUUCUCAUCCUUUAUUCACCUGCAGUCGGGGUGUAUCUUUCCACCUACAGCAGCACAGUUUCGCCUUUCGAAAAUCCCUGCUGGAGAUCCGUGGAUCGCGAACAGAAACGCAUGCUUAUUACGUGCACUGAAAAUGAUUCGGGAAGAAACAAUACGGCUUAAAUCCAACCACGAACUUCGAGAAGCUGAUGCAGUAUCUUGAUGCUCUUCGCGUUCUGGUAAGAAAAAAAAAAAAGAAAACAGAAACAAAAAA
Molecule: messenger RNA, 7783 nt
Organism: Osmia lignaria (orchard mason bee)
Lineage: Eukaryota; Metazoa; Arthropoda; Insecta; Hymenoptera; Megachilidae
Biological process (GO): epithelial cilium movement involved in extracellular fluid movement; axonemal central apparatus assembly
Cellular component (GO): axonemal central apparatus
Source: RefSeq, a predicted model, not a curated record